This is a messenger RNA of Biomphalaria glabrata, 7830 nucleotides long. RefSeq lists its product as uncharacterized. Bases 484 to 3345 code for a protein of 953 amino acids. NCBI's taxonomy places the organism in Eukaryota, Metazoa, Mollusca, Gastropoda, Planorbidae. The record is from RefSeq and is a predicted model, not a curated record. The transcript is spliced from 4 exons.
CGGCCUGUGUGACGUAGUCCCAUAGUUUGACUGUCAACCUUACAAUACAUCGAUGGAUUAGUUUAGAGGGUGGAUUUUCUGUGGGAGUCAUCCAGAUUAGGAUCUAAAUUUAUUCCAUGAAUAACUUGUUGAAGGAUGGCUAUCUUUUCUUGUGAUUUGUUUAGUCAGUUGUGAUUUUCCAGAUUAGUAAUGAUUCAACCUAUUAUGUAUCUGUAACCAUCAUCAGAUCAUAUAGAAAGUAUAAAGAUAUUUAUAUUCUGAAUGGAUUUAAAGAAGAGAACAAUUAAAACAAAAAUGGAACUUCACUCUGGAAAAUGUUAGACAAAGUAGAAAGAAUGGAUGUAAGGGGACUUAGUGUGCAAAUAUUUGUUGAGUUUACACAAUAUUUGCCUUACAUUUCUUUUAAAUGAAUUAUUAUUCAAUUCAGAUGUCAGGCUAAUUUAUUAAAUAUAUCAAAUGCUAGAUUGAUAUACCACCACAAUCAUGAGUGCAGUGAAUGAUGUUUUCUCAGUAGAAGGACCUGAGUCUUAUAACCAACAGAAUGGGGAUGAUCCACCAACUGUAAACAAAAACAGGGCAACUUUAGAAAAAAUCAAAUCAGUCCACGAAAACCCAUUUUUUAUUCAGCUGGGAAUAAAGCACAGCACACCAGCCCAUAAUCGUAGCUCUGUCAAGUCAGAGUCAUCAGUUAAUGAGCAUGAAAAAAAAUUAGAUGAAGAGGAUGAAAAUGAAAUAACAUAUCGCCCUGGAUCCGGCUUUGUCCACAGACUUCUUGACAAAUACAAGUCACUCACUUCUAAGGGCGAUACUGCAAGACAGUUAAAAAGGGCCUCGAGCUUGGAUGAGCUGGCUGCUGAGAAUGAUGUCACCAGUACUAGUAAGUCAGUUUCUUUUAAAGAACCAUCUAUUAAUGGUGGUCCAGUAUUUGUGGAGAAGCCUUCCAAUUUGUCAAUGUCCAGGCUAUCCAAAGCUCAUAAAGCCAGGAGUGUAGAUGGUCUACAUGAAGCUCAUCACAAGCAACAACCUCCCUAUGGGCAGAAUGUUUCAUCAUCUCGUCGUCUGUCCGGGAGCAAGUGGGGUAAAGAUAGAAAUAGCACAUCACUCAAAUGUGAGGCCCCAGAUGUAGAGUUGGCCAGAGAAGAUAUUAUCAUCAUUGAGAAAACGCCACCUAUACCAACACACAAAGAGUCGGUUGGUUUUGAAGGUGAAGAAGGAUCAUCGCAACACCUGCACCACCAUGAAGAGUUACCAGCUAAUGAGCUUCCUAAGCCUAAUACAGUUCUAACUGUGCGGACAAUUUUUGAAUCCGUUUCCACUUCAAACACAAAUGAACUACUCUCCAGGAGACGUAAGACAGACUUUGGAAUUAUUUCUCCUUUGUCAACUACUUCCCCCAAUACAAAUUCCAACAGUGAUCUAGGUCAGUUUUCUCCAACUCAGAGCCAUGCUGAAAAGGUGACUAUACCAAGCCUAUCUCCUGUGACCUCCCCAAGAGUGCUUCACACAGAGACUUAUGCGAAACCUGUUUUACUACCUCAUUCCGUAGUCACAAGCUCCUUGGAUCAUUCCAAGCAUUCUGUGGAGUCACCUGUGCCCAGUACUGGGCAAAACUCUUUUAACAAUUCAUCUUCAAGUUUUAAUAAUCAUGAAGCAGAAAAUGAGGUCAAGCCAUCAAUUAUAGAGAGAAGCAAUUAUUUCAGACCAUCCAAAACCAACCGCCCUACUCCUACUCCUCGCAACACUGCUAGUGUCAAGCCCACUAUAGUUCAAAAGCCAAGUGCCCCUGUGAAGCCUAUUCCUCUCUCUGCACCAGCAUCAGCAGCGACAAGUUAUAAAAAGUCCAGCCCAGUUGUACCGGUGGCCCCAUAUAAAGAUAAGCAGGAUGAUAUCAAAGAUGAUGGUCAGCCAGUCAUGAUAUUCAAUAAGUCCAAAUUAAGUCCACGACGUGAAAAGCCACAGCGUGUGAAAACAUAUGAGCCCGUUGGUGAAGGACAAACUGAUUUAGUUAAAGAGAAGAAUGAAAAAGUCAAUUUUGAUGAUACAAAAACAAUCAUCCAAAACGAUGAGAAAGUAAUAAACAAUAAAGUAUUUUCACAGAGUAAGAUUUUUAAGACACCUGAAGAUCAUAAUUUGUCUAAAACUGUAUUAGAAAAAGAAGACCCUGUUUCCCAGACUUCAGUCAAACUCAUCCAGUCAACAAAACAGCGUACAGCACCCAAGCCACCUGACAGUCAGAAAGUUCAUGGUUCUAUUUCAAUAAACAUUAAUAAAACUGAAGAACGAGAAUCAAAUAAAAGUCAAGUGACACAUAAUGUAUCCCAUUCAUCAGCCCAUGCGGCCACAGCAAAGGAAAUAGUCAGCUCAUCUCAUGAAAAACCAACAAGUCCGGUGUCCCAACCUGUGAAAGGUAUUCCUAGCAUUAUUGCUCAGAGAUUAAAGAAACAGAGCUCUGACCCAAGUCAAGUGGCUGCUGAUGUUAUCAGUUCUCUUGAUGCCAUUGAUGGCAAUAGAAAAACAAAGCUUGCUUUUGAUGACUCUGGGAUAGAUAAUGAUUCACCAUCACCUAGAAAACGUGUCCCUCCUUCUAGUGUAGUAUUAAUCUCUGUUGAGAGUACCAAUAAAGACAAAAUUAGCUCUGAAAUAGAGAAUGAAAUCGCUGCUGUUCGUAAAAAGAUGGAGGGCGGGCGUUCAAAGUCCAGUAAUGUCUCUCAAAUAUUUGAUAGCAGCCAAUUGUCUAAGAAGAGGAAAGAGAAUCAAAGACAAAAAGCUUCUCAGGGUUUGGUACCAAGACUGGAUUUAUCUGGCAUUGACACUGAACCUGAUUAUCAGCCUUUACACAUGGAAAUUAAACCUUGCAAUAUAAGGUUCAUAGGAGAAAACACCAGAACAGAAAGAUCACUGCUGGUUAAAAGACGUACAAUUAAGAUUAAUAUCCAGUUUAAUGACUCAAAGAUUGAAACUUUUGAAUACCCUAGCGAGGAAUGGGCUCUUGAGAAAUAUUUAGAAGAACAUCCCAAUGAGACUGCAGAUGUGAUAUUCCUGGAGGACAUGAAUGGCGAGAGUGCUGAGUCAUCUGAUGAUGGUCCAGAAACACCACGGGGUUUUGGGAAUGAUGAUGGUCUCAAGUCCAAUACAUCUCUGUCUAGUUCAGGAAAUCUCCAGUCUUAUAAAGGACGUUUUCAAGAAGACUUUCAGUUUGGCUCUGCCAUCAAAGAAAAAGAGCCAGAACCUGUGAUUAAACCAGAGGAGCCCCCUGUUGACCCUGACGCGCUCAUGCUCCGUCCAGCUGAGGAGGUUGACACCAGCACCUGGUCAACCAAUGAUUCUUCAGACCUUCUUUUUUAACUCCAAUAUAUUUAGUAGUUUUGUUUUCACAGAAUGACCUACCCAUCAACAAGAAGUAAUCAUUGAACAUGAGCACCCUACACAUUUAUACCUAUAUUCAGUAUACAAAAUCACACUCCUUGAUUUUUUCUCUUCAUCAUUUCGAGCACUUGCCUCCCCCUGGACAUAAACUAAAAAGAGAAUGGUAAUAUCAUCGUCUGCUGAAACACCUGAAUAUGCCUUAAGUCGACUAAAGUUUAAUGUCACUUUACAAAAUGGGUUACUUAAAACUUGAGGAGGUGUAUAUUUCAUUGUUGGAUAGCAACAUUGGAUUCUUAUCAUGGUCCAUACUGAGAAACAUACAGUUGAAUGUAAAGAAGUACAACUUAUCUGUGAUGCCUUUUAAAACAAAAAUAUCUGCACAUUUCUCUUAGCAGUCUCUGACAAACAUAGCUGCAAGAGAGUAUUGCACUUUGCAAGUGUAUUUAUUGAAUAGAACUAUUACUUUGUCUUAGUUUAUUUAUCUAUCUUCAAAGAAAAAAGGAAUAUGCAGACUAUUGAAAACUGACUAUUGUGUGCAACACUUAUGAAUGUGUUUUAUGCUAGCUGUGAUGUUGGAUGUGGCAAGCUGUAUUUUUUAUGAUUGAAAAAGGUUGACUAAAUAUGAUUACAGUGACAACUAUUAAUAUAAUAGCAGCAUUAUGGGAAGUAGAACUCAUGCAAUAGUUGCCUUAGUAAAUAAUUUAGUUCUAGACUAGUGUUUGAAUAGUGUUCUACAAGUAUCAUAUACUUUUAUUUAUUGAAUAGUGUUCUACAAGUAUCAUAUACUUUUAUUUAUCGUAUAUAUUUUCUACCUAACUUAUACUUGCACAUCUAUUAGAUGAAAACAUCUCAGUCUGUGUCAGCUACUGUCUCUGUUCUUUAUAUGUGUUAUUUAUUAUCAUCUGUGACAAUAUUAUACUUCUGAACAAUAUGCGGACACCUCAUGGUUAGGGCACACCUUGUAGUUAAUUAACUAGUAGGUCCUGGAGUUGUCUUUUUGUCUACUUUUUAUGAAUCAAUCUACUGGGUUUACAUAGUGUAUCAUUAUGUAGGGUCUUCCAAAGUAAUUUUAAGGACAGAUCUUUGGAUAUGUAAAUUCUAUUGGACUGUUAAUGUUUGACAAGCCAAUCCACAUUUAUUGCUUACUGAGUGUUGUUCUGUCAUUUUGUUUCAAAGACUUGAUACAGAAAUCUUUCAUGUACAAAGGACUCUCACUUUAUAUAAGGUUUCGACACACUCAUAUUUUUGUGAGUUAUUUAUUGGUGAAGAAAAACUUGAUUCUUGUGUAUAGUAUAUAAGAAAAGAAAAUUGAAAUCUUAAUUUACCCUGUACAUUACAAUCUUGUAUUUAUAUCGGACCAUGCUGCUGGCAGCUAUUUAAUUUACAAUGAGCAGAGAAAAUUGUUUUUUGACUAAGUUUAGAAAAUGCAAAUAUUGUAACCAUUUGAAUAAUUGCAUUGAUUAGUUAUGACAUCUAUGACAUUUGUAAUCCUUAAAAUUCAUUAUUUUUGGGGGUGUAAUUGAAGAGGGAUAAAAUAUUUUUGAAAUAAAAAAAAAGGAGAAAGAUAACCUUAAAUUAUUUUUUCUUUACCCUUAGGAAUUUGUUUUCUGAGUUGAUAUAACUGUUGUUGCUUUAUUUUUAAACAUUUUUUAAAAUUUUCUUUGGCAUUCAUUUCUUUUCAAAAUAGUGACAUAUAUAUUAGUGCAUUUAGGUGAAUUUCUAUUUAUAAAUCUUUCUAUUUUAGUGCUGGUGAAUAUAAAUUAUUUUUCUUUACAUUAAAGGUACUAAAUGUUCAGUUUAUGUUUCAUAUUUUGAAUUCCAGAAGUCAAUUUAAAAAUAUGGAUAAUUAUUUCAUUGUUUCUUGGUUUUUCAAAUUCAGUUCAUCUGCUAGUAUAACUAUUGAAUUCAGGUUCUGAAAAUAAAUUUGCUGAUGUUAAAAUUACAUCUAAAGUUUUCAUUGUAAAUAAAACAGAAAACUGAAUGAAAUUUCAACAACUAUCAUUUGCUGAUAUCAUCAGCAGUGAUUACAUUAGAUUUGAUAGAGAUAGGUUCAAUGCAGUGUUGCUGUUUAGCCCUAUUGACAUGUCUUUUUUUUUUAAGUUGUAUGUUGUUUUCAAAACUGUAGUAUGAAAAUGUUUAUUAACUUAUCUUGAAAAAAAUUUUUUUUAUCAUUAUUUGUUUCUGUUUAUAAUUAUUUGUUUAAAUACACAACAUUCAUAAUUGUUUUGCAGCCAAAGUAGUCUUUAUGCAACAUUCCUCAUGUUCUGUUUAUAUUUAAUGUAUGUGCCAAGAUAUUUAAAGUUAAUCUAGAUUUUUUAAGUACACAAAAAGAUAAAGUCUCCAAAGCAUUCCAAUGAAUCUUUAUUAAGACUCUCCAAAAAUUUUACAUAAGACUUCUUCCUAUUUGUUGUAAUUCUUUUUUUUUUUUAGCUUUUUAUGUAGUGGUAUCAGAAUAAUUUUGUUAUAAUUAUUGCUGAAAAAAUCUUUUUCUGUUCAUUUGUUUAAAAAAAAUAGAUCUCUUACCGAAAUGUUUUUUUUUAUCUAGAGUGCCAUACAUUCUAUUUUCUUCCAGACUUUUUUUUUUAUGGUAAAAAAAAAAUAUUUCAACAACUUUGUGAAAUUGAAAAGCAAGUAUUUUAAUUUAUUUUUUUUCAAGUUAUUGACUUUAUCAGUUGCUUGUCUAGGUGUUGAUUUUUAGCAUUUUGUAAACAUUCCAUUGAUAAGAAACAUACCAGCAUUCAUCUGUUUACUCAAAUAUUUGAAUCAUUAGUUCACAACAGAUGGCCUCGUCAUCUCAUAAAAUAACACAAUUUACAAUUAUCCUUUUUUGUUUCUUACAUUACUCAUAAUCAGUUAUGAUAUAUUUGUAAUUUUUAUUUUGCAAAUAUAAUUAGAUAUAGUUCUUCUACAAUUUGUAUUACUUUGUGUACACAUACAUUGAGAUUCUACAAAAUGUUUGAUUUUUUCUUGUUUUGUCUGUCAACUUUUGAUCAUUUUUGCUUUACAACGAUCAAAUUGAGUUUGCUGUAUUAAAUGCUAUCUUUAGAUCACAGUCUUUUAUUAUAGAGACCUUCUUUUUUUUUUGUGUUCAUUUUGUGUUAUGUUAUGCACCUUGCAUUAUUUUGUUGAAGUCCUCAAUGUUUCCAAUGUUUGUCAAAUGAAAGAUGCCAUGGUGAAAUGAGUGAUACAACAGAAGUCUUACCUUUUUUUUUUCUUUUUUAAUCUCUUGGAUAUUUUAUUCUAGCCAUUUUCUUACAAAUGUUGGGUGAUACUUUUUAGAUUCUUGAUUUGUUUUGGAACUUAUUUCUGUGUGAUUUUUUUUUUCUUUGUCAGUCACUUUGAGCCUGUAUUAAUAGUUUUCUAUUUUAUUAUAUUUGUAAAUGUCCGCAGCCCUUCCCAUCUCGCACUUGUCGUGGUACUAUUGAUGUGUUCAUGGUAACGUUUCUGUUUUAUUUGCUGUUCAUCUGGUUGAUUCAUUCUAUUUAUAAUUCUGAAACUACGUUUUGUUUCUGUACUAAUAUACAUAUAUAUAAAUGUGUUUUGCUUGUACAGUCUUUUGAUCUACAUGGAUGUAUAUACUAUAUAGUGCUUAGAUGUAUGCUUUGCUCUGCUUUCAGUUUUAAGCAUUUUUCAUUUAGCUUGUUAUGAUAUAUUUUGAUGCGUCCAAGUUUAGAAAUUCCAACACAUUACUCACAAAUAGUGAAACAAUAAUAGGCAGAGUCAGUACAUUUCAUUCACAUCAUAACAUAUUAUUUUGAUAUCAAUUAACGACUACUGUUUUCACAUUUAUUCCAUGCCAUAUUGCUUACAUUUGUAUCUUCUAUCUAUGACUAUAUUCUAUUACAGCCAUGUAAAACAAUAGUCAGAGUUGUAUUUAGGAUUGUUUGAAUCAUCUUUGGAUAUAGAUUGGUUGUUCCUUUUUUUAAGCAGAAAUUCUAUUUGAUGUGGUAUGCACUUGAGACAUUUAUUUUUAUGAUGGUUCUCAUGUUCCAUUAUAUUUAAUGGUAAUAAGCCAAGAUAUUUCAAGUGGUUAUAUAUUAUUUACAAAAUUAACAUCUGCAUUGUACAACAUAUCAGACUUAAUGCUCUGUAGAGCAGCGGUUGAGUUAACCUGUUGCUAUGGUCAAAUGUUAGGCAGCCAAACCAAUGAAAUGUAUCCUUCCUUAGGGAUAGGUUACCUAUUAGUGCUUCGUAGACUUAAAAGGUUUACAUAACUUUCCCUUUGAUAAUGACUUGAACUCUGAACUCACCACAACCAUUUAGCAAACCCAUCUUAUUAUGAGUUAAAAACAGCAAACAAGCAAGCAAAACAUGUCACUGUUCAGAUGUAACUUGUCAUAAUACCAUUUUGUUGUCUUUGUUCCAUAUCAUGUUGUUAUAUUUUUUUUGUGUCACUUUGAUCAUUGUGUUCAUUCACUGUCGAUUUUAUUUUGUGAAAUAAAUCUCAUUCCAGAAACAAAUGGA